This is a messenger RNA of Cuscuta epithymum, 1377 nucleotides long. The record is from the annotation of a GenBank genome assembly. Lineage: Eukaryota; Viridiplantae; Streptophyta; Magnoliopsida; Solanales; Convolvulaceae.
AAGAUACAAGUGAUGGUUUCUACAGGAGGAACUAGUUUGAAAGAUGAUAUCAUGCGAUUGUAUCAACCGGUCCAUUUACUUGUUGGAACUCCUGGAAGAAUUCUGGACCUUGCGAAAAAGGGCAUCUGCAUUUUGAAAGACUGUACAAUGCUUGCUAUGGAUGAGGCUGAUAAACUAUUAUCCCCCGAGUUUCAACCUUCUGUGGAGCAUCUAAUUAGCUUUUUACCUGAGCACCGGCAAAUUUUGAUGUUUUCCGCUACAUUUCCAGUGACUGUCAAGGAUUUCAAAGAUCGAUAUCUUAAAAAACCUUAUGUUAUUAACCUAAUGGAUGAGCUUACUCUCAAAGGUAUAACACAGUAUUAUGCUUUUGUAGAAGAGAGACAAAAGGUCCAUUGCCUCAAUACCCUUUUCUCCAAGCUGCAAAUCAACCAGUCAAUCAUUUUUUGCAACUCUGUAAAUCGAGUGGAACUGCUUGCAAGGAAAAUUACAGAGCUUGGUUAUUCUUGCUUUUAUAUCCAUGCUAAGAUGCUACAAGACCAUAGGAACAAAGUUUUUCAUGACUUCCGAAAUGGUGCAUGCAGGAAUCUUGUCUGCACUGAUUUAUUCACCCGUGGUAUAGAUAUUCAAGCUGUGAAUGUUGUCAUAAAUUUUGAUUUCCCUAAGAACUCAGAAACUUAUCUGCACAGGGUGGGCCGUUCAGGAAGGUUUGGGCAUCUUGGAUUAGCUGUGAAUUUAAUUACCUAUGAAGACCGUUUCAAUUUGCACAAAAUUGAGCAAGAACUUGGGACUGAAAUAAAACCCAUUCCUCCCAAUAUAGAUCAAGCCAUUUACUGUGCUUAACAUAUGGAGAUAAGUUGAUUAUGGAGAGAUAAAUAUCAGUUUCAUAGAAACAGUAACUAGAGGCUUACUGGAUACUUGACCAAUUGGAGGCCGCUUCCUUUGUGAGGGCAACCAUGAAGUUACUUGGAUAACCGAAAAUUGACUUUGAGUUGGUAUCUUUUUUUUGAACACCCCAAAACAAAAGGUGUUAUUCUUCAUUUCUCUAAUUCCCUUGCUUGCCCGGUUGCCCCUCUUGUACCUGUGAUCAACAUGCCUGAGAGAGUUCCCAACUCAAAGUGCUCUGAAAUAUUUGGUGAUGGUAUUUGCUAAGGUAUUUAGAUCUUUAGCAUUGGGAUCAUACUUUAAAUAAUCUCGUAGGACCACCAUGUCUUUCCUCUAGCUUGAGUAGAAACAUCUGUUUAAGAGUUCAAAAAUGCCUAGUUGGAUGCUUAAAAAAGCUUGUGUUACUCUAUUUUGAAGUUGAAUGAUUGCUGUGUUCUUACUGGUAUUGUGAAUUGACACAUUCUUUGUUUUACUAUUGCGAGUUAAUUAUCGGAU